UUGUUGCUUUGGCUAGUUGAUUAUUCAGUUGGCGUAAGCGUGCGCUCACCUCCGAUCCGAUCCUCCAGAUUCAGAUACAUGUACAUAUAUCGUACCGGAAUUGUCAACAAAAAGGCAGCGGCGCCGGCGUCAGCAUCAUCGAUUCGAAUCGAAUUUCUAAGUCUGGCCUGUGAGUGUAUGCGUGGAUGCGUGUGAGCCAGCGCCUUUGUGUGCGCGCGAUUAGUUCGCGUACUAAGCUCGGCUUGUGUCUAGCCUGGCGAUAUUGUUCUUGUUUUUGGUGGGAAGAAAAAGACGGUUUAUGCCCUUGCAAUAACAAAAACAACGAGAGAGAGAGACAUUGUCGCCGAGCAGUUGCUCCGCUGCCGCCGUCGACGUCUGCUGCCGCAGCGAACAGUUCGAUCCGCUAGUUGUUGCUGUUUAGUGUUCGUUGUGGUGUCGCUUGUUGUUGCUUUGAUCCGUUCCGAAUUCGAAUCCGCAUCCGAUUGCGAUAUAAUUCACCCAAUACAAAUUACUUAUAAUAUUUAGUGCAAAGAGGCGAAAUGUCUGUGUGCCAGUAAUUGUUGUUUGUUGUAAUUGCACCCGCACACAGCCACGAGCACCAGUGCACACGUAUAUACGUAUAUACGGGAGCGCAUUCCAAUCCCUACACACGCACACACAGUUACCAUGGAAAUUUGGCGCUCGCUCACAGUGGGCACCAUCGUGCUUCUGGGCCUCGUCUGCUUCUACACAGUGGAGUCCUGCAACGAGGUCGUCUGCGCCUCCAUAGUCUCCAAGUGCAUGCUCACCCAGAGCUGCAAGUGCGAGCUGAAGAACUGUUCCUGCUGCAAGGAGUGCCUCAAGUGUCUGGGCAAGAACUACGAGGAGUGCUGCAGCUGUGUGGAACUCUGUCCAAAACCCAAUGACACGCGCAACUCGCUGUCCAAGAAGUCCCACGUAGAAGACUUCGAUGGAGUGCCGGAGCUAUUUAACGCCGUAGCCACUCCGGAUGAGGGCGACAGCUUUGGCUAUAACUGGAACGUGUUUACGUUUCAAGUGGACUUUGACAAGUACUUAAAGGGUCCUAAGUUGGAAAAGGACGGUCAUUACUUUUUGAGAACCAAUGAUAAAAACCUGGACGAGGCGAUUCAGGAGCGGGAUAACAUAGUGACCGUGAAUUGCACGGUUAUAUAUCUGGACCAGUGCGUGUCGUGGAACAAGUGCCGCACCAGCUGCCAAACAACAGGCGCCAGCAGUACGAGAUGGUUUCACGACGGCUGCUGCGAGUGCGUGGGCUCCACGUGCAUCAACUACGGCGUCAACGAGAGCCGCUGUAGGAAGUGUCCGGAGUCGAAGGGCGAGCUGGGCGACGAACUAGACGACGCCAUGGAGGAGGAGAUGCAGGACUUCGGGGAGAGCAUGGGCCCCUUCGACGGACCCGUGAACAACAACUACUGAGCGACGUGCGGGUGCGGUCAAAUGCCAUUCAACGAACAGAACAGAA
Drosophila suzukii is the source of this 1483-nucleotide messenger RNA. RefSeq names its product twisted gastrulation BMP signaling modulator crossveinless (gene cv). The record is from RefSeq and is a predicted model, not a curated record. Lineage: Eukaryota; Metazoa; Arthropoda; Insecta; Diptera; Drosophilidae. Gene Ontology annotation, biological process: regulation of BMP signaling pathway.